CGGCGGAGGGGGUUAAAGCUUCCAGUGUUUGUGUUUGUUCGUGUCGCUGUUUUACAUGAUGGAAGUCACGAGACAGAAUUUUAAGGAGGUUCUUCCAGAGGUGAGUGUUGCUGUACAGGAGGCGGAUUUCAUCUCUAUAGAUGGAGAAUUCACAGGAAUCAGUGAUGGACCGUCUGUCAGUGCCCUGACCAAUGGACUCGACACACCUGAAGAGAGAUACUGCAAACUCAGGAAGCACUCCAUGAACUUCCUGCUCUUCCAGUUUGGCAUCUGCACCUUCAGAUACGACCACAACAAAUCCACAUAUGUCACAAAAACAUUCAACUUCUAUGUCUUUCCGAAACCUUUCAACCGCACGUCUCCAGAUAUUAAAUUCAUCUGUCAGAGCUCCAGCAUUGACUUCCUGGCCAGUCAAGGAUUCGACUUCAACAAAGUCUUCCGCAGCGGUAUCCCCUAUCUGACGCAGGAGGAGGAGUCUCAGCUGAGGGAACAGUAUGAGGAAAGGCGGGGUCAGAUCAACGGGUCGGGACCGCCCACUUACACGCCCACCUCCGGCUCGAGUGUCCAGCACAUACCUGAAGAGCAGAGAGAGUUCAUAAAGCUGGUGGAGAAGAAGGUGGACGAUCUUUUGAAGAACUCUGAGAAAUCUCUGGACCUGGAGCCCUGUACAGGUUUUCAGAGGAAACUCAUCUAUCAGACACUCAACUCAAAAUAUUCUAAAGGACUUCACGUGGAGACACUGGAGACCGACAAGGAGCGUUUCAUUCAGAUCAGUAAAGUCGAUGAUGAGGAGAGGAAGAGCAGAGAACAACAGAAACAACAGCGAGAACAGGAAGAGCUGAAUGAUGCUGUGGGCUUCUCCAGGGUUGUUCGGAUCAUCUCAAAGUCUGGUAAACUGGUUGUUGGACACAACAUGUUGCUGGACGUGAUGCACACUAUCCAUCAGUUCUGCGGGCCGCUGCCGGAGGAGCUGGAAGACUUUAAGGAUGUGGCGAUGUCGGUGUUUCCCAGACUGUUAGACACGAAACUGAUGGCGUCCACACAGCCGUUUAAAGAGAUCAUUCACAACACAUCUCUGGCUGAACUACACAAACAGCUGAGAGGGAAACCCUUCAAAUCACCUGCAACAGAGUGCCCCGAAGGCUUUCAGAGUUACGACACAUCCACAGAACAGCUUCAUGAAGCAGGUUAUGAUGCGUACAUCACUGGCCUGUGUUUCAUCUCCAUGGCAAACUUCCUGGGUACUUUUCUUACACCUCCGAAGAGUUACAUCUCAGCUCGCUCCAAGCUCCUCGAACCCUUCUACAACAAAUUGUUCCUGAUGAGGGUGAUUGACAUUCCCUACCUGAACAUGAGUGGACCCGACUUGCAGCCCAAGAGAGAUCACGUUCUGUACGUCACAUUCCCUAAAGAAUGGAAAACGAGUGACCUGUACCAACUCUUCAGCGCCUUCGGUAACAUCCAGGUGUCGUGGAUUGAUGACACGUCAGCAUUUGUUUGUCUCAGCCAGACGGAUCAAGUCCAGAUAGCCAUGAACACUAGUCGGUACGCUGAGAGUUACCGUAUCCAGACAUACGCUGAGUAUUUGCAGUCCAAACAGAAGAACACCAAUACUAACAGGAAGUGGGCUAAUGACGGGUGGGCAGAUACUUCCUACGGUGCUGCUGCCAUGACGACAACCUCUGGCUUCAGCCGGUUACAGGCAGUGAAGAGGAGCAUCAGUCCGUCUGUAGAUGAUCAGAACUGUAACGCUGACAGCAGCUGGAGUAAUUACGACAACAUCAAGAUGAUGAAAAUAGAAGGUGUCGAAGGGUGUUCACAAUCAUACACUGAAGCGACAGGCGAUUGGCUGGGUCUGCAGCCAAAUGAAGGCGGGACACCUGUGAGCCCACUUCAGGAAGAGGCGGAGCCUGAGGACUUGUCAGCCAAUCGGAGUCAAGGCAAAAGGAGUAACAAGAAGCACAAGAGGAGGAAGUCAGAUGCUUCUGAUAUGGCGCUCUUCACUGUUCCUCAGGUUUGGUAGCAAGAACAGCCAAUCAAAACACUCAUUCCAGGUGUAAUCGACAGCCAAUCAAAAGACUGCACUUAUAAUAUAUGUAUAUAUUAUAUAUGUGUCACAGCAGCUCUUGGUCAUCUGUGACCUCCCGUGGGGGGUGGGGGUGCGUGCGUGCGUGCGUGCGUGCGUGCGUGCGUGCGUGCGUGCGUGUGUGAUAUUUUAAGACAUGUAAAAAGUGUUCCCUCAUUUUUAAGUGUGUAUCAUCAGUGAGGUGUUUCGUGUCCUGCAGAUGAAUUUAUUCCUCUUGAGGGCCGUUCUGUCUUUCUUUGAUUAACGAUGAGAAAAAAAGUGUCAAAGUUUAACGAUAUUAUGAGGAAUAUGAUGUUAAUAUCAUUGUGUUUUUUGUAUGGUGAAAUGUUCCCUUUUCCAGGGCAGAUCAAAUUAAAGAAUCUUUCCUAGUA
Molecule: messenger RNA, 2457 nt
Organism: Xyrauchen texanus (razorback sucker)
Lineage: Eukaryota; Metazoa; Chordata; Actinopteri; Cypriniformes; Catostomidae
Product: poly(A)-specific ribonuclease PARN-like
Exons: 26
Coding region: 56-2023 (655 amino acids)
Biological process (GO): nuclear-transcribed mRNA poly(A) tail shortening
Cellular component (GO): nucleus; cytoplasm
Molecular function (GO): metal ion binding; poly(A)-specific ribonuclease activity; RNA binding
Source: RefSeq, a predicted model, not a curated record